Molecule: messenger RNA, 1499 nt
Organism: Pimephales promelas (fathead minnow)
Lineage: Eukaryota; Metazoa; Chordata; Actinopteri; Cypriniformes; Leuciscidae
Source: RefSeq, a predicted model, not a curated record
GUGUUCGGUAAACACGGAGCGAUAACCGGACACCGGAGCGAAGGUCGAGGACACACACACACAUAUAGACACACACUCGGGGAGAGGCGAGAUGCGGUGUCAGUGACGGCUGAGGCGAGACUCGACAGGGCUGAGAGCCGAGAGAGGAUUACUGAAUAAAGUUGAUUGUUUAACCCUUUCGCCUCCAGGAUCUAUUCGCCAUCAUCAUGAACUUCCUCCUGGAGACGCUCCAGGUGCUCUUCUUGUCGCUGUUCUUCACGUUAGAAGCGCUGGUUCGGUUAUUUGUCCCGGUUCGGCGGAAGAGCGUGUCCGGGGAGCUGGUGCUCGUGACCGGCGCGGGCGGCGGGAUCGGGCGGCUCAUGGCGCUGGAGUUCGCGCGCCUGGACGCGCGCCUGGUCCUGUGGGACAUCAACGAGGACGCGCUCAAAGAGACCGCGCGCGCGAUAAAAGAAGAGGUCGGGGCGCGCGCGUACACGUACACCUGCGACUGCAGCGAGCGCGAGGAGGUGUACAGGACCGCGAGCCAGGUGAAGCGUGAGGUCGGCGACGUCACGAUAUUGAUCAACAAUGCAGGAAUUGUUACUGGGAAGAAGUUCAUGGACUCUCCGGAUGCACUGGUGGAGAAAACCAUGGAGGUCAACAGCCUAGCACACUUCUGGAUGUAUAAGGCGUUCCUGCCUGCUAUGAUUGCUGGUAAUCGAGGUCAUCUGGUCAGUAUAGCGAGUUCUGCUGGACUCACCGGAGUCAAUGGACUGGCAGAUUACUGCGCGAGUAAGUUUGCGGCGGUGGGGUUUGCGGAGUCGAUGGCGCUGGAGCUGCUGGCGUUGGGUUAUGACGGAGUGAAGACCACCAUCGUCUGCCCGUUCUUCAUCAACACCGGCAUGUUCAACGGCGUCAACAUUAAAUUUCCCAGACUCAUGCCUGUUCUUGAGCCGGAUUACGCGUGCAGGAAGAUUGUGGACGCGGUCCGCCGGGAUCAGGUUUAUCUCUACAUGCCUCGAGUCAUUUACGUCAUCAUCGCUCUGAGGAAUUUUCUCCCCACUAAGAUCGGUGUGCUGUUGGGCAAAUACCUGGGGGUGUUCAGCUUCAUGGCUCAGUUCAAAGGUCAUGGGCAAAAGAGCGACUAAUUUCCACCAUGAGAGGAACCGGGAAUCAACUAAUGAAGAAAGAGAGAGAGAGAAGGAAUAUUUACACAUUAAACAUGCAUGAAGAAAUAGAUGUUUAAAACUGACCCAUACUGUGACCAAUCUGCACUUCUGUUUCAUCCGAUAUGAAGAAGUUUCGUUUUAAUAAUAUCAACAUUUUGCCUCUUUAACCGUUUGCACUUAAUUUGCACCCAAGAAGCCAUUUCUGAUUGUAGAGUUUAACUAUUAUAGAUGGUGAUUAUUUUUUAAAUAUCUUUUAACUAUGUUUUUUAAUGACUUACUUAAUGAUUGUAUAAUGGAAGUGGUUGAUUCGGUGUAGUAUUGUGGCUCUUACUAAUAAAUCUGUCAAUUAUA